AUGCCACCCUCUGAAGACCUCACCGACGAGGUCGAGGCCAUGAACUCCAUCUACGGCGACGGUACGCUCGUGCUUGUCGAUGGCGACCACAGCAGCGGUAGCGGGGGUGAUGGCAGUGGUACGCUCGCCAAUCUGGCCAUUCCCAGGUCCGCAGACGACGUGGCUGGUGCUAGCGCUGGUGACGGAAAUGGCACAGACGGUACCACGGGAGCCUCGACGGCGCAUCGUAUGAGCUUGCGUCUCUGGUUUCCGCCUGCCUAUCCUGCGUGUCCAGACCCGCCAGUCGUUCUCGGUGUGCAAAGCGUGGGCGACAAGGCGGGCCACCGGCGACCCGGCGCGGCAGCACACGACGCCGAACAGGUUGGUGCCGCUCUGGCGACGGCAUUCCAGGAAGGCCAAGUCUGCCUAUUUGACGCCGUCGAGGAAUUUCUCCGACAGAAGGGCGAGGAGGUAGAGGAGGGCGUGCACAACGAAGCAGCUGCGGACGACGACCGGGCUGCAUCUCCACCAUCUCCACGGCCAUCAACCGCACAGCAUCUGACCGAACCGCCGCCGUGGGUCACGACCGAGCCCGUCGUCGAGCUCAAGUCGACGUUUCUCGCGCGCUGUGCAGCCGUGCGCUCGCCCGCCCAGGCAGCCGCGUUCAUCCAGCACCUCAAGGACACGGACCGACGCGUGCGGACGGCAACACACAAUAUGACGGCAUGGCGGAUACGAGAUGAAGGAACGGGCGUAACGUACCAAGACUGCGACGACGACGGCGAAACGGCGGCCGGCGGGCGCUUGCUGCACCUGAUGCAGCUGAUGGACCUGUGGAACGUCGUCGUGGUGGUCACGCGCUGGUACGGCGGGCACAAGCUGGGCCCGCGGCGAUUCGCGCUGAUCAACCAGGCGGCGCGCGAUGCGUUUGUGCAGGCAGGCCUUGUGGCCGUGGCCGAGCCAGGAAAGAAGAAGAGGUGA
This is a messenger RNA of Sporothrix schenckii 1099-18, 960 nucleotides long. Its product is annotated as impact family protein. The coding region runs from base 1 to 960 and encodes 319 amino acids. The transcript has a single exon. Gene Ontology annotation, biological process: regulation of translational initiation. NCBI's taxonomy places the organism in Eukaryota, Fungi, Ascomycota, Sordariomycetes, Ophiostomatales, Ophiostomataceae. The record is from RefSeq and is a predicted model, not a curated record. Gene Ontology annotation, cellular component: cytoplasm.